Hydra vulgaris (swiftwater hydra) is the source of this 723-nucleotide messenger RNA. NCBI's taxonomy places the organism in Eukaryota, Metazoa, Cnidaria, Hydrozoa, Anthoathecata, Hydridae. The record is from RefSeq and is a predicted model, not a curated record.
AUGUAUCUUAAAUUUUUUAUAGCCAAUAAAGCUUUAUUGGCUAUUAAAGAAUUUUGUUCGGAAAUAAAAAUAAAAAUUACACUUCUAAAACCUAAAGAAUGCAUUCAAACAAUACUAAAAUUAGAAACAAAUUAUCGUAAAAAAGAGCCACUUACAGUGAAAGAAGAGCCACUUACAGUGAAUGAAGAGCCACUUACAGUGAAAGAAGAGCCACUUACAGUAAAAGAAGAGCCAGUUUCAGUGAAAGAAGAGCCACUUACAGUGAAAGAAGAGCCAGUUUCAGUGAAAGAAGAGCCACUUUCAGUGAAAGAAGAGCCACUUACAGUAAAAGAAGAACCACUUACAGUGAAAGAAGAGCCAGUUUCAGUGAAAGAAGAGCCACUUACAGUGAAAGAAGAGCCAGUGUCAGUGAAAGAGGAGCCACUUUCAGUGAAAGAAGAGCCACUUUUAGUGAAAGAAGAGCCACUUUCAGUGAAAGAAGAGCCACUUACAGUAAAAGAAGAACCACUUACAGUGAAAGAAGAGCCAGUUUCAGUAAAAGAAGAGCAACUUACAGUGAAAGAAGAGCCAGUUUCAGUGAAAAAGGAGCCACUUUCAGUGAAUGAAGAGCCACUUUCAGUGAAAGAAGAGCCACUUUCAGUGAAAGAAGAGCCACUUUCAGUGAAGGAAGAGCCACUUUACAGUAAAACUUCUGGGCUUCUAAAGACUAGAUUGAGGUAUUGA